This is a messenger RNA of Coregonus sp. 'balchen', 35130 nucleotides long. Lineage: Eukaryota; Metazoa; Chordata; Actinopteri; Salmoniformes; Salmonidae. The record is from the annotation of a GenBank genome assembly.
AUGGCGCAGGCACUAUCAGAGGAGGAGUUCCAUCGGAUGCAGGUAGCUAGGCUGACAGCUGUACAUUUUUAGUGGCCCGUUGUUUCAAAUUUGCUGUCACUUUCCGAGUAUUUCCUGAAAAUUGGAUUUUCCGUCAACCAGUCCAAAGCUAAACUACGGAACGGAAAAGCAUGCGCGGUAAUUUCCCCUACUAGCUAGGCCAACAUUGCAACCCAGGGAUGUGGCUAGCUAUGUUGAUAGUGUCAGCAGUCAUUGCUCUUCCAAUAGCAACAGGCAGUUCAAGUAUUUGGUCAUAUCGUUUUAUUAUUCAAUACAAACAUGCAAAUGUGGUAAUCCCAAUAGUUUGAUUAAUGUUCAAAUAACAUCAGCUAGCUAAAUAGCUAUCUAGCUAGUUAGCUAGCUAGCUAGUUUGCAAGUUAACUAGCUAGUUUAAAUGGCUAGCCUAGCUAGUUAGCUUGACAUUACAUACGCUGGUCUUCUUUAAUCUUCAUAACAAUCUGCUAUUAAUGGUAAAGUUAGCUUCAUGUUAGGUAUUGAUUUCAGACAUCCGUAUCUGAUAGUUGUUUGCUGUCUUAUCUCCCUUUGUCAACAUUUUCAUAAAUCAAUUCAGUGAAAAUUGUGGUCCUCUGUAGCUCAAUUGGUAGAGCAUGGCGCUUGUAACGCCAGGGUAGUGGGUUCGAUCCCCGGGACCACCCAUACGUAAAAAUGUAUGCCCAUAUGACUGUAAGUCGCUUUGGAUAAAAGCGUCUGCUAAAUGGCUUAUUAUUAUAAAACUAUAACUAGCUAGCUAGUUAAUUUAGCAUAGCUAAUAGUUUUCCAUGAGUGAUUAUGUGUCACGGGGUUGGUCAUUCAACGUUAUCCUAAUGCUAGCUCACAGCUUUUAGAGACUGGAUGCCAUUCACUGUUAUUAUAAUGGGUGUGUUCAGUUUUCCAAACCAGAUAGUGCCCAAAGCUAGCUAGCCUAGAUAAUGCAUUGCUUGUUCAUCUGAAGUCACCUGAAUCAGAUUAUGUGAACAGAAACUUUACUGUUCCUUGUUUAGUACAUCUCUAAUAAUUAUCAUUUAUUACGGUGUCAUAAACACACCCAGCUAACAUUGAAAGCACUGUAGAGUAUGAAAGUAGUCUGUCAACACAUUAGUGAUGUUGAAGUGAAACAUCAGUUGAUUACACACUGAAGCAGUGUGUCUGUGUCAUCAACACACCUAGCUAACAUUCAAAGCAGUGUACAGUCAGAUGUUUAAUGUUUCAUUAAGUUGACCCUUUAUACAAGCUUUAACCAACUCCGUGGCCUUGUGGUUAGUGUCUGCCCUAAGAUUGGAAGGUUGAGGGUUUCAUCCCUGGUCUAGUCAUACCAAAGACUCAACAUGGGACCUGAUGCCUCUCUGCUUGGCACUCAGAAUUAAGGAGAUGGACUGGGGGUAAGGCCCUGCUACAGACUAGCGUCUUGUCCAGGGGGUAUACGUGUACAUUAAGCUGCCUCACCCUACAGAAACAGGAGAUAGGCUCCUGCCCUAUGGGCUGUUCUGGCUCGGACAAGGCUAACUGGUCAAAGGCUUACUUACUUUUACCUACUACUUUCUACAGGCUUUGGUACAAUGUAAUCCCCUCUUAUAACCUUUUUUUUGUUCUCCAGGCUCAGCUUUUAGAGCUGAGGACACAGAACUACCAACUUUCUGAUGACCUGCGGAAGAACACAGCUGGUAAGCAGCAGCAGCAACAGCUCAUAAUAUAAAUAUGUUCUGGAGCUCAGUUGGUGCCCUUGAACUGGGAUCAAUAUUUACUGCUAAAAUGAAAUGAGCAUUGCAAUGCAACUCCAGGAUGGACAUCAUAUUUAGUGUCCCUCUUAAUGCAAGUGUGUGUAUUAUAGUAACCCAUGUGAUGCACUGUAUCGAACAUCAAAAUGGGUUAGUUCUGUCUCAGUGAUUGAAAAGAAGAUACUAGUCUCUGGAGAUUUUCAAGAUUUUUGUUGAUUUCUAUUCCAGAGCUGAAUGCUGUUCGUCAGAAGACUGUGACCUUGGAGAAGGAUUACAUCAAAGCACAGAAGGUAUAGAAAGCUAAUCAACAUAAAAAAAUAAAAUAAACGGUGAUAAUAGGGUUGUGGAGUUCAAUGCAUUGAAACUCAAGGCAUCAUGUUUGAGACAGAAUAAAAGGUCACUUUGUUUGUGAUUUGGACUUCUUCUAAUUUUCUUUUUGUUUUAUCUUCAGGCUCUGAAUAAAAGCAAGAAAGCUCAGGUGGGUUACUUGCAUCUUCUAAAACUCUUUCAAAGCUGUCUAUAAAAGAAUAUUGACAAGAUAGUAUGAACAUUAGCUUGCUAUACAUGUUAUAUGCCAUAAUAACUAAUAUUCCUGUUUACAGUGGCUCGCGAAAGUAUUCACCCCCCUUGGCAUUUUUCCUAUUUUGUUGCCUUACAACCUGGAAUUAAAAUAUAUUUUUCUGGGGGUUUGUAUCAUUUGAUUUACACAACAUGCCUACCACUUUGAUGAUGCAAAAUAUUUUUUGGGGUGAAACAAACAAGAAAUAAGACAGAAAAACAGAAAACUUGAGCGUGUAUAACUAUUCACCCCCCCAAAGUCAAUACUUUGUAGAGCCACCUUUUGCAGCAAUUACAGCUGCAAGUCUCUUGGGGUAUGUCUCUAUAAGCUUGGCACAUCUAGCCACUGGGAUGUUUGCCCAUUCUUCAAGGCAAAACUGCUCCAGCUCCUUCAAGUUGGAUGGGGUUCUGCUGGUGUACAGCAAUCUUUAAGUCCUACCACAGAUUCUCAAUUGGAUUGAGGUCUGGGCUUUGACUAGGCCAUUCCAAGACAUUUAAAUGUUUCCCCUUAAACCACUCAAGUGUUGCUUUAGCAGUAUGCUUAGGGUCAUUGUCCUACUGGAAGGUGAACCUCCGUCCCAUUCUCAAGUCUCUGGAAGACUGAAACAGGUUUUCCUCAAUAAUUUCCCUGUAUUUAGCGCCAUCCAUCAUUCCUUCAAUUCUGACCAGUUUCCCAGUCCUUGCUGAUGAAAAACAUCCCCACAGCAUGAUGAUGAUGCUGCCACCACCAUGCUUCACUGUGGGGAUGGUGUUCUCGGGUGAUGAGAAGUGUUGGGUUUGCGCCAGACAUAGCGUUUUCCUUGAUGGCCAAAAAGCUCAAUUUGAAUCUCAUCUGACCAGAGUGCCUUCUUCCAUAUGAUUGGGGAGUCUCCCACAUGCCUUUUUGGCGAACACAUCUUUUAUUUUUAUUUUUAUUUUUUACACCAAACGUGUUUGAUUAUUUUUUUCUUUAAGCAAUGGCUUUUUUCUGGUCACUCUUCCGUAAAGCCCAGCUCUGUGGCGUGUAUAGCUUAAAGUGGUCCUAUGGACAGUUACUCUAAUCUCCGCUGUGGAGCUUUGCAGCUCCUUCAGGGUUAUGUUUGGUCUCUUUGUUGCCUCUCUGAUUAAUGCCCUCCUUGCCUGGUCUGUGAGUUUUGGUGGGCGGCCCUCUCUUGGCAGGUUUGUUGUGGUGCCACAUUCUUUCCAUUUUUUAAUAAUGGAUUUAAUGGUGCUCAGUGGGAUGUUCAAAGUUUCGUAUAUUUUUUUAUAACCCUGAUCUGUAUGGAGAGCUCCUUGGUCUUCAUGGUGCAGCUUGCUUGGUGGUGCCGCUUGCUUAGUGGUGUUGCAGACUCUGGGGCCUUUCAGAACAGGUGUGUGUAUAUAUACUGAGAUCAUGUGACACUUAGACUGCACACAGGUGGACUUGAUUUAACUAAUUAUGUGACUUCUGAAGGUAAUUGGUCGCAUCAGAUCUUAUUUAGGGGCUUCAUAGAAAAGGGGGUGAAUACAUAUGCACGCACCACUUUUCCGUUAUUUAUGUUUUCAAAUUUUUUCAAACAAGUAAUUUUUUUCAUUUCACUUCACCAAUUUGGACUAUUUUGUGUAUGUCCAUUACAUGAAAUCCAAAUAAAAAUCCAUUUAAAUUACAGGUUGUAUAGCAACAAAAUCGGAAAAACGCCAAGAUGGAUGAAUACAUUUGCAAGGCACUGUACAUGUACAGCACCAGUGAAAAGUUUGGACACACCUAAUCAUUCAAGGGUUUUUCUUUAUUUUUACUAUUUUCUACAUUAUAGAAUUAUAGUGAAGACAUCAAACUAUGAAAUAACACAUAUGGAAUCAUGUAGUAACCCAAAAAAGUGUUAAACAAAUCAAAAUAGAUGUUAUAUUUGAGAUUCUUCAAAGUAGCCACCCUUUGCCUUGAUGACAGCUUUGCACACCCUUGGCAUUCUCUCAACCAGCUUCAUGAGGUAGUCACCUGGAAUGCAUUUCAAUUAACAGGUGUGCCUUGUUAAAAGUUAAUUUGUGGAAUUUCUUUCCUUAAUGCGUUUGAGCCAGUUGUGUUGUGAAAAGGUAGGGGUGGUAUACAGAAGAUAGCGCUAUUUGGUAAAGGACAAAGUCCAUAUUAUGGCAAGAACAGCUCAAAUAAGCAAAGAGAAACGACAAUCCAUCAUUACUUUAAGAAAUGAAGGUCAGUCAAUCUGGAACAUUUCAAGAACUUUGAACAUUUCUUCAAGUGCAGUCGCAAAAACCAUCAAGCGCUAUGAUGAAACUGGCUCUCGUGAGGACCGCCACAGGAAAGGAAGACCCAGAGUUACCUCUUCUGCAGAGGAUAAGUUCAUUAGAGUUACAGUGCCUUGCAAAAAUAUUCAUCCCCCUUGGCGUUUUUCCUAUUUUGUUGCAUUACAACCUGUCAUUUUAAAUGGACUUUUAUUUGGAAUUCAUGUAAUGGACAUACACAAGAUAGUCCAAAUUAGUGAAGUGAAAUGAAAAAAAUUACUUGUUUCAAAGAAUUCUAAAAAAUAAAUAACGGAAAAUUGGUGCUUGCAUUCGUAUUCACCUCCUUUGCUAUGAAGCCCCUAAAUAAGAUCUGGUGCUACCAAUUACCUUCAGAAGUCACAUAAUUAGAUUGCACACAGGUGGACCUUAUUGAAGUGUCACAUGAUCUCAGUAUAUACAGACCUGUUCUGAAAGGCCCCAGAGUCUGUAACACCACUAAGCAAGGGGACCACCAAGCAAGCGGCACCAUGAAGACCAAGGAGCUCUCCAAACAGGUCAGAGAAGUGCAGAUCAGGGUUGGGUUACAAAAAAAAUAUCAGAAACUUUGAACAUCCCACGGAGCACCAUUUAAAUCCAUUACUAAAAAAUGAAAAUAAUAUGGCACCACAACAAACCUGCCAAGAGAGGGCCGCCCACCAAAACUCACAGACCAGGCAAGGAGGGCAUUAAUCAGAGGGGCAACAAAGAGACCAAAUAUAACCCUGAAGGAGCUGCAAAGCUCCACAGCGGAGAUUGGAUUAUCUGUCCAUAGGACCACUUUAAGCCGUACACUCCACAGAGCUGGGCUUUACGGAAGAGUGGCCAGAAAAAGCCAUUGCUGAAAGAAAAAAAUAAGCAAACACGUUUGGUGUUCGCCAAAAGACAUGUGGGAGACUCCCCAAACAUAUGGAAGAAGGUACUCUGGUCAGAUGAGAUUCAAAUUGAGCUUUUUGGCCAUCAAGAAAAACGUUCUGUCUGGCGCAAAUCCAACACUUCUCAUCACCCCGAGAACACCAUCCCCACAGUGAAGCAUGGUGGUGGCAGUAUCAUGCUGUGGGGAUGUUUUUCAUCAGCAAGGACUGGGAAACUGGUCAGAAUUGAAGGAAUGAUGGAUGGCGCUAAAUACAGGGAAAUUAUUGAGGAAAACCUGUUUCGGUCUUCCAGAGACUUGAGAAUGGGACGGAGGUUCACCUUCCAGUAGGACAAUGACCCUAAGCAUACUGCUAAAGCAACACUUGAGUGGUUUAAGGGGAAACAUUUAAAUGUCUUGGAAUGGCCUAGUCAAAGCCCAGACCUCAAUCCAAUUGAGAAUCUGUGGUAGGACUUAAAGAUUGCUGUACACCAGCAGAACCCAUCCAACUUGAAGGAGCUGGAGCAGUUUUGCCUUGAAGAAUGGGCAAACAUCCCAGUGGCUAGAUGUGCCAAGCUUAUAGAGACAUACCCCAAGAGACUUGCAGCUGUAAUUGCUGCAAAAGGUGGCUCUACAAAGUAUUGACUUUGGGGGGGGGGGGGGGGGGGGGGGGUGAAUAGUUAUGCACGCUCAAGUUUUUUGUUUUUUUGUCUUAUUUCUUGUUUGUUUUACCCAAAGACAUAUUUUGCAUCUUCAAAGUGGUAGGCAUGUUGUGUAAAUCAAAUGAUACAAACCCCCCACAAUUCCAUUUUAAUUCCUGGUUGUAAGGCAACAAAAUAGGAAAAAUGCCAAGGAGGUUGAAAACUUACGCAAGCCACUGUAACUGCACCUCAGAAAUUGCAGCCCAAAUAAAAGUAACAGACGCAUCUCAACAUCAACUGUUCAGAGGAGACUGUGAAUCAGGCCUUCAUGGUCGAUUUGCUGCAAGGAAACCACUACUAAAGGACACCAAUAAAAGAAGAGACUUGCUUGGGCCAAGAAACAUGAGCAAUGGACAUUAGAACGAUGGAAAUCUGUCCUUUGGUCUGAUGAGUCCAAAUUUGAGAUCUUUGGUUCCAACCUCCGUGUCUUUGUGUGACACAGAAUAGAUGAACGUAUGAUCUCCGCAUGUGGUUCCCACCGUGAAGCAUGGAGGAGGAGGUGUGAUGUUGUGGGGGUGCGUUGCUGGUGACACUGUCAGUGAUUUAUUCAUAAUUCAAGGCACACUUAAACAGCAUGGCUACCACAGCAUUCUGCAGCGAUACGCCAUCCCAUCUGGUUUGCGCUUAGUGGGACUAUAAUUUGUUUUUCAACAGGACAAUGACCCAAAACACACCUCCAGGCUGUGUAAGGGCUAUUUGACCAAGAAGGAGUGAUGGAGUGCUGCAUCAGAUGACCUGGCAUCCACAAUCACCUGACCUCAACCCAAUUGAGAUGGUUUGGGAUGAGUUGGACCGCAGAGUGAAGGAAAAGCAGCCAACAAGUACUCAGCAUAUGUUGGAACUCCUUCAAGACUGUUGGAAAAGCAUUCCUCAUGAUGCUGGUUGAGCGAAUGUCAAGAGUGUGUGCAAAGCUGUCAUCAAGGCAAAGGGUGGCUACUUUGAAGAAUCUCAAAUAUAAAAUAUGUGUUGAUUUGAUUAACACUUUUUUGGUUACUACAUGAUUCCAUAUGUUAUGUCAUAUUUUAGAUGUCUUCACUAUCAAUCUACCAUGUUGAAAAUAGUAAAAAUAAAGAAAAACCCUUGAAUGUGUAAGUAUGUCCAAACUUUUGACUGGUACUGUAUAUAUUACCAUGUAUUUUUUUUUUGUUGCACUGGCUCGAGGCACACUCACUAGACUCUAGCCACACAAUCCAAUGCAUACACUCCAACGCAUACACACACUUUCACACUCUUAACUUACGCUUCUGCUGCUCUGUUUAUUAUACAUCCUGAUUGCCUAGUCACUUUUACCCCUACCUACAUGUAUAUACUGUAUUACCUCAACUACCUCGUACCCCUGCACAUUAAAUCGGUGCUGGUACUCCUUGUAUAUAACCUCGUUAUUGUUAUUUUAUUUUGUUACUAUUCUUCAUACUUUUUAACUCUGCAGUGUUGGGAAUGGGCUCGUAAGUAAGCAUUUCACGGUAUAAUCUACACCUGUUGUAUUCGGCGCAUGUGACCAAUAAAGUGUUAUUUGAGUUUAAGUAUUUAUAUAUUUCUGCUACCAUUCACUUUCAGCACUGUUUACAUGUAUAUCAAAUCAGUUAAAAUAAAACUUUAUUUGUCACAUGAGCCGAAUACAACAGGUGUAGACCUGCCGUGAAAUGCUUCCUUACAAGCCCUUAACCAACACUGCAGUUCAAGAACGAGUUAAGAAAAUAUUUACCAAAUAAAGUAAAAAAUAAAUAAAAAGUUACACAAAAUAGCAAUAACCAAUCAAUGUACGGGUGUACAGGUUAGUGGAGGUCAUUUGUACAUGUAGGUAGGGGUAAAGUGACUGCAUAGAUGAUAAACAGUGAGUAGCAGCAGUGCCUACACUGACACUGUUGCACACUUACACACCCACCACCUAAGUCUUCCGUAUGCUUCGGUUUGGCUCACAUACUCCCUUAAAUACCAUGAGAAGUGAACAAAUUUGCAUGAAAACGAUUCAACUCUCGUUGAAUGAUUAAAACACUUAAUUGAAGAGUCCCGACUGUUGACCAAUCACCGAUGAAGGGGCGUAGAGUUUAGCUACUGACUUCGGCUUGCCUCGAGAAAUAAUUACGUGUGCACGAACAGCCGGAAAAAACCUGUCACAAAAUGUUGUCAUAAUAUAUGCACAAACUGUUUUAGAUGGGAAGCAUGCGGACGCCUUUAUGAUGUUGCCAUACUGUUUACUAUUAUUAUAAUUAUAAUUAUUUAUCCUGCUACCAGUCACCUUCUCCUAAUUCCUGCCUACAUGUACAUACAGUGCAUUCGGAAAGUAUUCAGACCCCUUGACCAUUCCACAUUUUGUUACCAUACAGCCUUACUCUAACAUUUAUUAAAUUGUUUCCCCCCCCCCCCCAUCAAUCUACACACAAUACCCCAUAAUGACAAAGCAAAAACAGGUUUUCAGAAUUUUUUGCAAAUGUAUUACAAAUAAAUAAAUAAAAUCACAUUUACAUAAGAAUUCAGACCCUUUACUCAGUACUUUGUUGACGCACCUUUGGCAGUGAUUACAGACUCAAGUCUUCUUGGGUAUGACACUAGAAGCUUGGCACACCUGUAUUUGGGGAGUUUCUCCCAUUCUUCUCUGCAGAUCCUCUCAAGCUCUGUCAGGUUGGAUGGGGAGCAUCGCUGCACAGCUAUUUUCAGGUCUCUCCAGAGAUGUUCGAUCAGGUUCAAGUCUGGGAUCUGGCUGGGCCACUCAAGGACAUUCAGAGACUUGUCCCGAAGCCACUCCCGCGUUGUCUUGGCUGUGUGCUUAGGGUCGUUGUCCUGCUGGAAGGUGAACCUUCGCCCCAGUGUGAGGUCCUGAUCAGUCUGGAGAAGGUUUUCAUCAAGGAUCUCUCUGAACUUUGCUCCGUUCAUCUUUCCCUCGAUCAUGACUAGUCUCCCAGUCCUCGCCGCUGAAAAACAUCCCCACAGCAUGAUGCUGCCACCACCAUGCGUCACCGUAGGGAUGGUGCCAGGUUUCCACCAGACGUGAAGCUUGGCAUUCAGCCCAAAGAGUUCAAUCUUGGUUUCAUCAGACCAGAUAAUCUUUGCUUCUUAUGUUCUGAGAGUCCUUUAGGUACCUUUUGGCGAACUCCAAGCGGGCUGUCAUGUGCCUUUUUACUAAGGAGUGGCUUCUGUCUGGCCACUCUACCAUAAAAGUAUGAUUGGUGGAGUGCUGCAGAGAUGGUUGUCCUUCUGGAAGGUUAUCCCAUCUCCACAGAGGAACUCUGGACCUCUGUCAGAGUGACCAUCCAGUUCUUGGUCACCUCCCUCACCAAGGGCCUUCUCCCCUGAUUGCUCAGUUUGGCCGGACGGCCAUCUCUAGGAAGAGUCUUGGUGGUUCCAAACUUCUUCCAUUUAAGAAUGAUGGAGGCCACUGUGUUCUUGGGGACCUUCAAUGCUGCAGACAUGUUUUGGUAACCUUCCCUAGAUCUGUGCCUCAACACAAUCCUGUCUCUGAGCUCUACGGACAAUUCCUUCGACCUCAUGGCUUUGCUCUGACAUGCUCUGUCAACUGUGGGCUCUUAUAUAGACAGGUGUGUGCCUUUCCAAAUCAUGUCCAAUCAAUUGAGGUGGAUGCCAAUCAAGUUGUAGAAACAUCACAAGGAUGAACAAUGGAAACAGGAUUGCACCUGAGCUCAAUUUCGAGUCUCGUAGCAAAGGGUUUGAAUACUUAUGUAAAUAAGGUUUUUCUGUUUUUAUUUUUAAUACAUUUUCCAAAAGUUUUUAACUUUUUUCGCUUUGUCGUUAUAGGGUAUUGUCUGUAUAUUGAUGAGGAUUUUUAGUUAUUCAAUCCAUUUUAGAAUAAGGCUGUAACGUUACAAUGUGGAAAAAGGGAAGGGGUCUGAAUACUUUCCGACUGCACUGUAUCUCCCUCAAAUAAUCCUGUAUCCCUGCACUUUUUAAAUUUGGUACGGGCACUGACACUAUAUAUAGCCUCCCCUCUUAUUUUUAAAAAAAUUAGUUCUACUAUAUUUUUUAUAUUGAAUACUGCACUGUUGGGUAGGGCUUGCAAGUUUAGCAUUUCACUGUACUUGUGCAUGUGACAAGUAAAACGUGAAACUUAAUGAAUAGAGAGACUUCCUCAAUGAAGGCAAAGGGAUUAUUCCCAACUACAGGUAGAGAAAAUGGGGCUGCUUUGUCUGUUAAGUUCAUUUCGUGCAUUUACUCGUUAGGUUCUUCCACAUCAGUGGUCAAAAGUUUUGAGAAUGACACAUACUAAUUUUCACAAAGUCUGCUGCCUCAGUUUUGAUGAUGGCAAUUUGCAUAUACUCCAGAAUGUCAUGAAGAGUGAUCAGAUGAAUUGCAAUUAAUUGCAAAGUCCCUCUUUGCCAUGAAAAUGAACUUAAUCCCCCAAAAACAUUUUCACUGCAUUUCAGCCCUGCUACAAAAGGACCAGCUGCCAUCAUGUCAGUGAUUCUCUCGUUAACACAGGUGAGAGUGUUGACGAGGACAAGGCUGGAGAUCACUCUGUCAUGCUGAUUGAGUUAGAAUAACAGACUGGAAGCUUUAAAAGGAGGGUGGUGCUUGAAAUCAUUGUUCUUCCUCUGUUAACCAUGGUUACCUGCAAAGAAACACGUGCCGUCAUCAUUGCUUUGCACAAAAAGGGCUUCACAGGCAAGGAUAUUGCUGCUAGUAAGAUUGCACCUAAAUCAACCAUUUAUCGGAUCAUCAAGAACUUCAAGGAGAGAGGUUCAAUUGUUGUGAAGAAGGCUUCAGUGCGCCCAAGAAAGUCCAGCAAGCGCCAGGACCGUCUCCUAAAGUUGAUUCAGCUGCGGGAUUGGGGCACCACCAGUGCAGAGCUUGCUCAGGAAUGGCAGCAAGCAGAUGUGAGUGCAUCUGCACGCACAGUGAGGCGAAGACUUUUGGAGGCUGGCCUGGUGUCAAGAAGGGCAGCAAAGAAGCCACUUCUCUCCAGGAAAAACAUCAGCAACAGACUGAUAUCCUGCAAAAGGUACAGGGAUUGGACUACUGAGGACUGGGGUAAAGUCAUUUUCUCUGAUGAAUCCCCUUUCCGAUUGUUUGGGGCAUCCGGAAAACACCUUGUCCGGAGAAGACAAGGUCAGCGCUACCAUCAGUCCUGUGUCAUGCCAACAGUAAAGCAUCCUGAGACCAUUCAUGUGUGGGGUUGCUUCUCAGCCAAGGGAGUGGGCUCACUCACAAUUUUGCCUAAGAACACAGCCAUGAAUAAAGAAUGGUACCAACACAUCCUCCGAGAGCAACUUCUCCCAACCAUCCAAGAACAGUUUGGUGACGACCAAUGCCUUUUCCAGCAUGAUGGAGCACCUUGCCAUAAGGCAGAAGUGAUAACUAAGUGGCUCGGGGAACAAAACAUCGACAUUUUGACAGCAUGCCAGGGCGGAUUGCAGAGGUCUUGAAAAAGAAGGGUCAACACUGCUAAUAUUGACUCUUUGCAUAAACUUAAUGUAAUUGUCAAUAAAAGCCUUUGACACUUAUGGAAUGCUUGUAAUUAUACUUCAGUAUACCAUAGUAACAUCUGACAAAAAUAUCUUAACACUGAAGCAGCGAACUUUGUGAAGACCAAUACUUGUGUCAUUCUCAACUUUUGACCACGACUGUAGUAUAAGGAUGUGGUGUAUAUGGGCCUGGUUUAUAAUUCAUAUUAUAUUAAUGCAGUCAACAGCCCCCUCUGCUGUUUCAAUAUGCAUAUUUCACCUUUCCCCAGAGUAUUUAAGAUAAUUUGGAAAAAUUGGGGAAAAUCUGAUUUGUAGAGACCCAUCAAAGUAUGAUAUCGAAGUAGAGCAUUGUCCUCUAACUUUUUCACCAUCCUUUCUAAUCAGCAAAGUACACAUUGUCGUGUUUUUGUGAGAGUAUACAAACUAGAAAUGUGGAGGAUCAUAAAGUCGUCAUCCUGUGUUUUCUCAUUGGAUUGUUAUUCAGUGGAUGCUCUCAAAAGUAGUAUUAUUUGUUAGUGUGAUAGUUAAUAAGAUACUUUUUUUAGGUCAACAGUUCCAGUAAUUUUCAUUAAAGUGUCAUAAACCUCACUGGAGCUCAAGGUGAGGAGUGUCUACUUUCUGUUUACAUGGGUUGGUUGUCUGUCUGGUGUGUGCGCUCAGGAGGUGGAUGCCUUACUCAGCGAGAAUGAGAUGCUGCAAGGCAAGCUGCACAGCCAAGAGGACGACUUCAGACUGCAGAACAGCACCCUGAUGCAGGAGCUGUCCAAGGUACUGGCUCUCCCCUGCUCCCACACAUGCCACUGGUGAUGGGGUUGUGGCGCCUCGCUUCAGAAGAGGGGAAUGUCCUUGUAAAUUUUAAAAUGUGAUUUAAGCCUAUCCUAUGUCUAGCUUAUGUAACACAUAAAAGCCCCACCUUCCUGAUCACAUUUUCUGAUUUUAUAUUACAGAAAUAUUUAUAAGUCAUUUAUUGCAUUCCCCCGUUUUGUGUUUUUAGUUAUGCACUCAGAUAGAGGAGCUAGAACAUGCAAACAAAGAGCUAAAGGAUGACAAGGGGCUGCAGGCUGAAUCCUCCAGUCCCACCUCCAUCUCUGUGGAUGGAGAGCUACUGCACCUCCAGGCAGAGAAUGCUGCCCUUCAGAAAAAGAUGACGGGUAUGUUUUAUGUUGGUUAUCGUUGUAGAAAAUCACCUUUUUCAAAGGCAUUUCUUAGAUGAGCUGUAUCUGGUAAUGGCAACACAUUUAGUUUUUUUUUUUAUCUCCACCAAUCCUAUUUACAUCACUGUGUUUUCCCCUCAGCCCUUCAGGAGCGUUAUGAGAGUGAGAUAAAGAGCCCAAGGGGAGCGGAGGUCAGUGAAACCAAAGCCUCAGAGACAGACGUCAGUGAGAGCAGGGAGGACGCUGCAGCCAGAACCAAUGACAGACUGGAACAGGUGACACCAUAAACAAAUCUUUUCAAUGGAACUGCCAUUUUGAAAAUAUCCUCAGAUGCACUUCUACUGUUGUAUCGGGCAUACAUAAAUGUAUACAUUGGUCGUUGUUGUUCAUUAUUGAGCUGGUUGCUCUGUUCAAACCCCCUUGGUUUGUGCUGUGGUGGAGACCUCUGUGGGCUAUACUCGGCCUUGUCUCAGGAUUGUAAGUUGGUGGUUGAGGAUAUCCCUCUAGUGGUGCGGGGGCUGUGCUUUGGCAGAGUGGGUGGGGUUAUAUCCUUCCUGUUUGGCCCUGUCCGGGGGUUUCUUCGGAUGGGGCCACAGUGUCUCCGGACCGCUCCUGUCUCAGCCUCCAGUAUUUAUGCUGCAGUAGUUUAUGUGUCGGGGGGCUGGGGUUAGUUGGUUAUACCUGGAGUACUUCUCCUGUCUUAUCCAGUGUCCUGUGUGAAUUUAAGUAUGCUCUCUCUAAUUCUCUCGUUCUCUCUUUCUCUCUGAGAACCUGAGCCCUAGGACCAUACGUCAGGACUACCGGGCAUGAUGACACCUUGCUGUCCCCAGUCCGCCUGGCCUUGCUGCUAUUCCAGUUUCAACUGUUCUGCCUGCGGUUACGAAACCCCUACCUGUCCCAGACCUGCUGUUUUCAACUCUUAAUGAUCGGCUAUGAAAAGCCAACUGAGAGACCUGAGCCCUAGGACCAUACGUCGGGACUACCGGCCGUGGUGACUCCUUGCUGUCCCCAGUCCGCCUGGCCUUGCUGCUAUUCCAGUUUCAACUGUUCUGCCUGCGGUUAUGGAACCCCUACCUGUCCCAGACCUGCUGUUUUCAACUCUUAAUGAUCGGCUAUGAAAAGCCAACUGAGAUUUAUUCCUGAUUAUUAUUUGACCAUGCUUGUCACUUAUGAACAUUUUUGAACAUCUUGGCAUGGUUCUGUUAUAAUCUUCACCCGGCACAGCCAGAAGAGUGGCCACCCCUCAUAGCCUGGUUCCUCUCUAGGUUUCUUCCUAGGUUUUCGCCUUUCUAGGGAGUUUUUCCUAGCCACCGUGCUUCUACACCUGCAUUACUAGCUGUUUGGGGUUUUAGGCUGGGUUUCUGUACAGCACUUCGAGAUAUUAGCUGAUGUAAGAAGGGCUAUAUAAAAUAAAAUUGAUUGAUUGAUUGAUUCAACAUGCAAAAAGGCUCUGUUUCUUCUGCCCAUUAUGAUGUACCUGUAUGUUUCUACAUACAUAUUAAACCGUUACAGUAUGGACCGCCAACUGGCGUAUUACAACACAUGAAUCAGCCCCUAUUUAGAUCAAGCCUUUGCAUUAUGCAUGCAGGUUGGUUUUGUGUGUAUCUGUUAUCUAUUUACAGGAUUAGUUGACAAAUCAUCCCAUAUUUAGAUUACGCUUUUGAAUUAUGCAUGCAGUAUGGUGUUGAGUUGUUCUUAAAUUAAUUUCCUUUUUGUUUUUUCCAGGCAGAGGCAAAGUGUGCCAAACUGGAACUGCGAGUGAAUGAGCUAAGUGGUGAGUUGAGUCUUUCUUAUGGAGAAUAUAUCUUCAGAAAUAGUCUGGAAAGCCUAGUACAGCAAAUGUUUAAACUUUCCCCCUUGGUUGUUUGCUACUUUACAAGAGUGAUUGACUUAAUUCAUUGACGUCUUUGUUAACAAUGUUGACUCCCAGCACCAAAUGUUGCUUUAAUAAUUUAACCUGCUGGUUUCCUUACGAUCUGAUAGGACAUAGUCCAGUUCACUGUUCCUCUAUGCAGGCUCUAUGGGGCAUGUGUCCAGCAGGCGCCUAGCUUUUGUCAGAGACCAGUCAGGCCAGGAGCGUGUGACUGGGUUCCCACUAGAUGGGCAAGUGGCAAAGUCAAAGUUGGAUAUUAUUGUAAAAAUGUAUGAAAACAAAAAUCUUAAUUUUAAGGUUAGGGUUAGGCAUAAGGUUAGCAGUGUGGUUAGGGUUAGGCAUAAGGUUAGCAGUGUGGUUAAUGUUAGGUUCAAAAUCAGAUUUUAAGAAGACACAUUGUAGAAAUAGGCGGGGUUUAUGACUUUGCCACUUGCCCAGAAAGUGAUGACCACGUGAGUUGGGGUACUGUGAUUAAGACUAAGAUGGGCUACCUGCGUGCCCUGCAGGACCUGCAGUGACGACCACCGGGCUAGUUAUGAAACAGGAUUCUCUUAGGUGGGCAGCACUGUGUCCAAAUCCAUUAACGCAAUGCUUUGGGCCAGAGGUGGAACUGCAGCUGCACACUGAGGUGGAGGAGAAACGCCUACUGAAGGAGCAGCUCCAAGCACUAGAGGUAACUAACGACCCACCCCACAACCCUAGGUUAGGUGUUAACGACCCAUCCACAACCCUAGGUUAGUUGCUAACGACCCAUCCACAACCCUAGGUUAGUUGCUAACGACCCAGAUUGAUUUAUACGUUUUUUGUUGUUCAGCUUUUUCUUCAGUUUCUAUGUUACCAGCGCUAGUGCCUCAAAGUGAAGCAGUAAGAUGUACUCUCAGAUACAGAGCUGCAUAUCAGAAAAUAUGGUCACUAACUGCCUCCUCCAUUUCCUAGGCUAAUUGAGUGUAUGUGGGUUUGUGUAAAUAUGAUACGCUGUGGACAGACUAUCCUAAGGCACAAUUAAGGACAGACGACAAUUUGUUGGCUAUUUCUAUGUCUCUUCAUCUAAGCACUAAGAUCUUUCGCUUCUCUCCUCCAGUCAUCCAAACAGGCAGACAUCACUCAACUUCAAGAAGAAAUAUCGAAGGUAACUAUAAGAUCAGAUGUGUCCUUCAAUGUAUAGAUUAGGCUAUAGUGUAUGUUAGCAUCUAGGCCCCUACAUGUAAUCAAACAAAUCAAAUUACAUUUUAUUUGUCACAUAGACGUGUUUAGCAGAUGUUAUUGCGGGUGUAGCAAAAUGCUUGUGAUUCUAGCUCCGACAGUGCAGUAAUAUCUAACAAGUAAUAUCUAACAAUUUCACAACAUAUACACACAAAUCUAAGUAAGGAAUUGAAUUAAGAAUAUAUACAAUAAUGGACGAGCAAUGACAGAGCGGCAUGGACUAAGAUACAGUAGAAUAUUAUAGAAUACAGUAUAUACAUAUGAGAUGAGUAAUGCAAGAUAUGUGAACAUUAUUAAAGUGACUAGUGUUCCAUUUCUUAAAGUGGCCAGUGAUUUCUAUAGGCAGCAGCAGCCUCUAAUGUGCUAGUGAUGGCUAUUUAACAGUCUGAUGGCCUUGAGAUAGAAGCUGUUUUUCAGUCUCUCGGUUCCAGCUUUGAUGCACCUGUACUGACCUCGCCUUCUGGAUGAUAGCGGGGUGAACAGGCAGUGGCUCGGGUGGUUGAUGUCCUUGAUGAUCUUUUUGGCCUUCCUGUGAUAUCGGGUGCUGUAGGUGUCCUGGAGGUCCCUGCGGUAGCGGGCAGUGCAGUUGCCGUACCAGGCGGUGAUACAGCCCGACAGGAAGCUCUCAAUUGUGCAUCUGUAAAAGUUUGUGAGGGUUUUAGGUGCCAAGCCAAAUGUCUUCAGCCUCCUGAGGUUGAAGAGGCUCUGUUGCGCCUUCUUCACCACACUGUCUGCGUGGGUGGACCAUUUUAAGUUUGUCAGUGAUGUGUACGCCAAGGAACUUGAAGCUUUCCACCUUCUCCACUGCGGUCUCGUUGAUGUGGAUAGGGGGGUGCACCCUGCUGUUUCCUGAAGUCCACGAUCAUCUCCUUUGUUUUGUUGACGUUGAGUGAGAGGUUAUUUUCCUGGCACCACACUCCCAGAGCCCUCACCUCCUCCCUGUAGGCUGUCUCGUCGUUGUUGGUAAUCAAGCUUACUACUGUUGUGCCGUCUGCGAACUUGAUGAUUGAGUUGGAGGCGUGCUUGGCCACGCAGUCAUGGGUGAACAGGGAGUACAGGUGGGGGCUGAGCACGCACCCUUGUGGUGCCCCAGUGUUGAGGAUCAGCGAAGUGGAGAUGUUGUUUCCUACCUUCACCACCUGGGGGCGGCCCAUCAGGAAGUCCAGGACCCAGUUGCACAGGGCGGGGGUCAGACCCAGGGCCUUGAGUUUAAUGAUGAGCUUGGUGUUGAAUGCUGAGCUAUAGUCAAUGAACAGCAUUCUUACAUAGGCAUUCCUCUUGUCCAGAUGGGAUAGGGCAGUGUGCAGUGUAAUGGUGAUUGCAUUGUCUGUGGAUCUAUUGGGGCGGUAUGCAAAUUGAAGUGAGCCUAGGGUGUCAGGUAAAGUAGAGGUGAUAUGAUCCUUGACUAGUCUCUCAAAGCACUUCAUGACAGAAGUGAGUGCUACGGGGCGAUAGUCAUUUAGUUCAGUUACCUUUUUAUUCUUUGGUACAGGAACAAUGGUGGCCAUCUUGAAGCAUGUGGGGACAGCAGAUUGGGAUAAGGAGAGAUUGAAUAUGUCCGUAAACAUGCGCAUGCUCUGAGGACGCAGCUAGGAAUGCCGUCUGGGCCGACAGCCUUGCGGGAGUUAACAUGCUUAAAUGUCUUACUCACGUCGGCCACGGAGAAGGAGAGCCCACAGUCCUUGGUAGUGGGCCGCGUCGGUGGCACUGUGUUAUCCUCAAAGCGGGCGAAGAAGGUGUUUAGCUUGUCCGGAAGCAAGACGUCGGUGUCGGCGACGUGGCUGGUUUUCCUUUUGUAGUCCGUGAUUGUCUGUAGACCCUGCCACAUACGUCUCGUGUCUGAGCCGUUGAAUUGCGACUCCACUUUGUCUCUAUACUGAUGUUUUGCCUGUUUAAUUGCCUUGCGGAGUGAAUAGCUACACUGUUUGUAUUCUGCCAUAUUCCCAAUGCGGUGGUUCGCGCUUUCAGUUUUGCGCGAAUGCUGCCAUCUAUCCACGGUUUCUGGUUAGGGAAGGUUUUAAUAGUCACAGUGGGCACAUCUCCUAUACACUUCCUGAUAAACUCAGUCACCGUUUCAGUGUAUUCGUCUAAAUUAUUUUCGCAAGCUAUUUUCGAACACUGAUUUUGUCCAUGUGUUUCCUUCUAGCUCUCUGAAAAAUUUAAGAAAAAGCAAGACAGGUAAGAUUCUAUUUACCUUGCAAAUGUUAUGAAUGCAUUUCUUUGGUUCUACACAAAGUAAAACUCAAAGAGCAUUAAAAGACAAUUCCGUGAUAGAUGGAUUGUAUUGUGGAUUAAUGUAUUUGAGUUCCCUUGGCUCAGCUGUGAUGAACUAAAUCAGAGUAUGACAGUAAUAAGCCCCUGGGCCCUGUCCUGUUAUAGUGGUAUUUCUCUGGCAUCAUUGGGCAGCCGUCUCAGGCUCAGUAUAGCUAUGUGACACUAGGCUCCGGCCCCGUGGACAGUCAGCAGGCGGGAGUAAUGAGACUGAACCUCAACUUGUUUUGCCAGCAGUCACUGUCAUCUGCUGUGUCUGCAAAGAUGUCUGCCCAAAGCUCCCCUUACGGGCUCUUUUCACACCGGCAGAGCCCUGGCCUCCCGCUCGGGGAAGUCUUAUAUCUCCUCUACUGGGUGGUUUCAGGGUUGAACAGUUUUCUCACUGGCUCUUUACGACUUGUUUUAUAGCUUUCUGCAUUUGCAAGGCGAAAAAGAAGCCCUUUACAAUGACAGCAGGUAAGGGUAUAAAGAUUCAACUUGUUUUUCACUUUCACCAAGUUUCUGAAGGUGGUGGUACUUUUUUAUGUAACAAAAUAAAAACUGCUAUUUGAGAAGAAAACAACAGGUAGAUUAAAAUACAUUCUUUCUGCACCAGGACCAAAAUCGAUGAGAUUCAACAGAGGAAGGAGGAGGAGUUGAAGUCAAUGAACAUCCGCAUCCAGAAGUUACAGGGAGAUCUGCUGUCAGCCAGCCAGGUCAGACACCCGACGUUGCCUAUCCUGUUAUGAGAUCAAUCUCAAUAUAUUGUUUAUGAUUGGUAUUGUACCUGGAGUAAUCAUAUUGUUUUAUUAUGACAAUACAUACUCCUUAUUAACUUCACAUUGGAUUUCUAGCUGGUUUGUAGUAGAUAUGCCCUAGACCCAUAUCCUAAAAUGAUUGACAGCCUAUGACAGAAUCUAGUGGGAAGCUGAAGCUGACUCUUGCUGCCUGUGUUUUUCUAGAGAGAUGGAGAGAUGAAGGAGCAGCUACAGAGCCGGCAGAAGGAGCAUGAGUUAGUUCUACACACACUCAGAGAUCAGGUAUAACCAGGAGCAUGAGUUAGUUCUACACACACUCAGAGAUCAGGUAUAACCAGGAGCAUGAGUUAGUUCUACACCAGUCAGAGAUCAGGUAUAACAAGGAGCAUGAGUUAGUUCUACACACACUCAGAGAUCAGGUAUAACCAGGAGCAUGAGUUAGUUCUACACACACUCAGAGAUCAGGUAUAACCAGGAGCAUGAGUUAGUUCUACACACACUCAGAGAUCAGGUAUAACAAGGAGCAUGAGUUAGUUCUACACACACUCAGAGAUCAGGUAUAACCAGGAGCAUGAGUUAGUUCUACACACACUCAGAGAUCAGGUAUAACCAGGAGCAUGAGUUGGUUCUACAUCAGUCAGAGAUCAGGUAUAACCAGGAGCAUGAGUUGGUUCUACAUCAGUCAGAGAUCAGGUAUAACAAGGAGCAUGAGUUAGUUCUACACACACUCAGAGAUCAGGUAUAACCAGGAGCAUGAGUUAGUUCUACACACACUCAGAGAUCAGGUAUAACAAGGACCAUGAGUUAGUUCUACACACACUCAGAGAUCAGGUAUAACCAGGAGCAUGAGUUGGUUCUACAUCAGUCAGAGAUCAGGUAUAACAAGGAGCAUGAGUUAGUUCUACACACACUCAGAGAUCAGGUAUAACCAGGAGCAUGAGUUAGUUCUACACACACUCAGAGAUCAGGUAUAACCAGGAGCAUGAGUUAGUUCUACACACACUCAGAGAUCAGGUAUAACAAGGAGCAUGAGUUAGUUCUACACACACUCAGAGAUCAGGUAUAACAAGGAGCAUGAGUUAGUUCUACACACACUCAGAGAUCAGGUAUAACCAGGAGCAUGAGUUAGUUCUACACAUACUCAGAGAUCAGGUAUAACCAGGAGCAUGAGUUAGUUCUACACACACUCAGAGAUCAGGUAUAACAAGGAGCAUGAGUUAGUUCUACACACACUCAGAGAUCAGGUAUAACCAGGAGCAUGAGUUAGUUCUACAUCAGUCAGAGAUCAGGUAUAACAAGGAGCAUGAGUUAGUUCUACACCAGUCAGAGAUCAGGUAAAACUCAAGCCUAUUAACUGUAAUCUGCUAUGCAUAGUUUUUAUAUACAGUGCUCUGAAAAAGUAUUUGCCCCCUUUCUAACUUUUGCAUAUUUUUUAUACUGAAUGUUAUCAGAUCUUCAACCAAAACCUAAUAUUAGAUAAAGGGAACCUGAGUGAACAAAUAACACAACAAUUACAUACUUCAUUUAUUUCAUAAAUAAAGUUGUGCAACACCCAAUGCCCCUGUGUGAAAAAGUCUACAUGAAAAUGGCUAAAAAGCAACAAAUUUGAAGUUUUGGAAUGGCCUAGUCAAAGUCCAGACCUAAUCCCAAUUGAGAUGAUGUGGCAGGACUUGAAACGAGCAGUUCAUGCUUGAAAACCCACAAAUGUCGCUGAGUUGAAGCAGUUCUUCAUGGAAGAGUGGGCCAAAAUUCCUCCACAGCGACGUGACAGACUGAUCAACAACUACAGGAGGCGUUUGGUUGGAGUCAUUUGCAGCUAAAGGUGGCAAAACCAGUUAUUGAGUGUAAGGGGGCAAUUACUUUUUUCAAACAGAGGAAUUGGGUGUUGCAUUACUUUGUUAAAUAAAUAAAAUAAGUAUACUUUUUUUCUGUUAUUUGUAAACUCAGGUUCCCUUUAUCUAAUAUUAGGUUUUGGUAGAAAAUCUGAUAACAUUCAGUAUAAAAAAAUGCAAAAAUAGAGAAAAUCAGAAAGGGGGAAAAUACUUUUCACGGCACUGUAGUGUGUUCAUGGAAGUAGCGUAUGAUGAUACCCCAUAUAGGUAGUAUAGUGGAGAGCGUUCUCAUGUGUAUACACUGUAGUGUGUUCAUGUAAGUAGCGUAUGAUGAUACCCCAUAUAGGUAGUAUAAUGUAGAGCGUUCUCAUGUGUAUACACUGUGUUCACCACAGUUCCUGUAAUAUGGAAAUAUUAAGGCAUCUGACAUUCACUUUUACUCUAAACUUUAGUCGAACUGUGUACACUGCAUUCGGAAAGUAUUCAGACCCCUUGACUUUUUCCACAUUUUGUUACGUUACAGCCUUACUCUAAAAUGGAUUAAAACAGUUUUUUUCUCAUCAAUCUACACACACUACCCCCAUAGUGACGAAGCAAAAACAGGUUUUGAGAAAUGUUUGCAAAUGUAUAUAAAAAAAAUAAAUAAACUGAUAUGACAUUUACAUAAAUAUUCAGACACUUUACUCAGUACUUUGUUGAAGCACCUUUGGCAGCCUCGAGUCUUCUUGGGUAUGACGCUACAAGCUUGACACACCUGUAUUUGGGGAGUUUCUCCCAUUCUUCUCUGCAGAUGCUCUCAAGCUCUGUCAGGUUGGAUGGGGAGCGUCGCUGCACAGCUAUUUUCAGGUCUCUCCAGAGAUGUUCGAUCGGGUUCAGACUCUUGUCCCGAAGCCACUCCUGCUGUGGCUGUGUGCUUAGGGCCAUACACAAAAAAAUGUAUGCACGCAUGACUGUAAGUCGCUUUGGAUAAAAGCAUCUGCUAAAUGGCAUAUUAUAUUAUUAUUAUUAUAGAUGGUUGUCCUUCUGGAAGAUUCUCUCUACAGAGGAACUCUGGAGCCAUGUCAGAGUGACCAAGACCCUUCUCCCCCGAUUGCUCAGUUUGGCUGGGCGGCCAGCUCAAGGAAGAGUCUUGGUGGUUCCAAACUUCUUCCAUUUAAGAAUGAUGGAGGCCGCUGUGUUCUUGGGGACCUUCAAUGCUGCAGAAUUGUUUUGGUACCCUUCCCCAGAUCUGUGCCUUGACACAAUCCUGCCUCUGAGCUCUACAGACAAUUCCUUCGACCUCAUGGCAUGGUUUUUGCUCUGACAUGCACUGUCAACUGUGGGACCUUAUAUACACUACUGGUCAAAAGUUUUAGAACACCUACUCAUUCAAGGGUUUUUCUUUAUUUUGACUAUUUUCUACAUUGUAGAAUAACUAUGAAAUAACACAUGGAAUCAUGUAGUAACCAAAAAAGUGUUAAACAAAUCAAAAUAUAUUUUAUAUUUGAGAUUCUUCAAAUAGCCACCCUUUGCCUUGAUGACAGCUUUGCACACUCUUGGCAUUCUCUCAACCAGCUUCAUGAGGUAGUCACCUAGAAUAUAUUUCAAUUAACAGGUGUGCCUUAUUAAAAGAAGAAGAUUGAACGAGGGGUUAAUAUUCUUAUAAUCAAUAGGCAGUUGUAACCUGUAACACACCUCGUUCAAUCUUCUCAGGACUUUAAAGGGCCCCACAAACCGCCGACCCAGCUUCCGGCAGGGCAGGCGGAGGGGCAGGUUUCGAGUCGAGAGCCAGACUCGAUCUCGGGCGAUCGGCGCUCGCCUUCUGUCGACGGAUGGCCCGCUGCAGAUGGACAUGUGCAGCGUCCCACGUCUCCUCCGAGCGCCGAAUCCACUCAUCCACCGCAAGAGCCUCGAUCUGGCUCUCGUGCCAUGGUGCCAGAACCGGCUGAUACCCUAAAACACACUGGAAAGGUGUUAGAUUGGUGGAGGAGUGGCGGAGAGAGUUCUGUGCCAUCUCUGCCCAUGGGAUAUACCUUGACCACUCCUCCGGCCGGCCCUGGCAAUAGGACCUCAGAAACCUACCCACAUCCUGGUUGACUCGUUCUACCUGCCCAUUGCUCUCUGGGUGGUAACCCGAGGUAAGGCUCACCGAGACCCCCAAGCGUUCCAUGAACGCCCCCCAGACUCUGGAGGUGAACUGGGGACCUCGGUCAGACACUAUAUCCUCGGGCACCCCAUAGUGCCGGAAAACGUGGGUAAAUAGGGCCUCAGCGGUCUGUAGGGCAGUAGGGAGACCCGGCAUUGGGAGGAGACGACAGGCCUUGGAAAACCGAUCCACAACGACCAAAAUAGUGGUAUUCCCCUGGGAGGGGGGAAGGUCUGUCACAAAAUCCACCGAGAGGUGGGACCAUGGUCGUUGUGGAACGGGCAGGGGAUGUAACUUUCCCCUGGGCAAAUGUCUAGGCGCCUUACACUGGGCGCACACCGAGCAGGAGGAGACAUACACCCUCACAUCCCUAGCUAACGUUGGCCACCAGUAUUUCACGCUAAGGCAGUGCACUGUCCGGCCAAUACCUGGAUGUCCAGAGGAGGGUGAUGUAUGAGCCCAAUAGAUAAGGCGGUCACGAACCUCGAGCGGAACAUACGUCCGCCCCACCGGACACUCUGGGGGAGUAGGGUCGGUACGCAGUGCCCGCUCGAUCUCCGCAUCUACCUCCCACACCACCGGAGCCACCAGACAAGACUCCGGCAGUAUGGGAGUAGGCUCAAUGGACCUCUCCUCUGUGUCAUACCGCCGGGACAGGGCAUCUGCCUUACUGUUCUGGGACCCUGGGAUGUAUGUGAUCUUAAAAACAAACCGGGUUAGGAACAUGUUCCACCUAGCCUGACGAGGGUUUAGUCUCCUAGCUGCCCGGAUGUACUCCAGGUUACGGUGGUCAGUCAGAAUGAGGAAAGGGUGUUGAGCCCCCUCAAGCCAAUGCCUCCACACCUUUAGGGCCUGGACUACAGCUAACAGCUCCCUGUCCCCUACGUCAUAAUUACGCUCCGCCGAGCUGAGCUUCUUAGAAUAGAACGCACAGGGGCGGAGUUUAGGUGGCGUGCCGGACCGUUGCGAAAGGACUGCCCCAAUACCGGCCUCGGACGCGUCUACCUCAACUUGGAAUGGUAAAGCGGGAUCCGGAUGCGCCAGCACCGGAGCCGAAGUGAACAGGUUCUUUAGUUUAACAAAUGCCCUGUCCGCCUCAGCUGACCACUGCAAACGCACCGGACCCCCCUUUAGCAGGGACGUAAUGGGAGCUGCCACCUGUCCAAAGCCCCGGAUAAACCUCCGGUAGUAAUUAGCAAAACCCAAAAACUGCUGCACCUCUUUUACAGUGGUUGGAGUUUGCUAAUUACGCACGGCCGACACACGGUCAACCUCUAUCUUCACACCAGACGCGGACAAUCGAUAACCCAAAAAGGAGACGGACUCCUGGAAAAACAAGCAUUUCUCUGCCUUGACAUACAAGUCAUGCUCCAACAGCCUCCUCAACACUCGGUGCACCAGGGCUACAUGCUCGGCUCGUGUAGAAGAGUACACUAGGAUGUUGUCGAUGUAUACUACCACACCCUGCCCAUUCAUGUCCCGGAAAAUCUCGUCAACAAAGGAUUGGAAGACUGAAGGAGCAUUCAUUAACCCGUAUGGCAUGACGAGAUACUCGUAAUGACCCGAGGUGGUGCUAAAUGCUGUUUUCCAUUCAUCCCCCUCCCUAAUGCGCACCAGAUUGUACGCGCUCCUGAGAUCUAACUUUGUGAAGAACCGCGCUCCGCGUAAUGACUCCGUCAUAGUCGCAAUCAGAGGAAGAGGGUAACUGUACUUAACCGUGAUCUGAUUGAGACUACGGUAAUCAAUACACGGGCGCAAACCCCACGUCCUUCUUCUUCACAAAGAAGAAACUCGAGGAAACCGGGGAAGUGGAGGACCGUAUGUAUCCCUGUGCCAAGGAAUCGGCUAUGUAAAUCUCCAUAGCCGCGGUCUCCUCUUGAGACAGGGGAUACACACGGCUCCGCGGAAGUGCCGCUCCUGUUUGGAGAUCUAUCGCACAAUCCCCCUGUCUAUGAGGUGGUAGCCGUGUUGCCCUCGUUUUGCUGAACACAAGUGCUAAAUCCUCAUAUUCAGGGGGAAUGUGCAUUGCGGGCACUUGGUUCGGACUCUCCACCGAGGUCGCCCCUAAGGAAACACCUAGACAUCUCCCUACACACUGGGCAGACCACUCCAUAAGAGCCCUCUGUUGCCACGCAAUGGUAGGAUCAUGGGCGCUUAACCAGGGAAGCCCCAGCACCACGGGAUACGCAGGAGAGUCGAUCAGAUAAAACUGAAUGAUCUCCUCAUGACCCCCCUGCGUCAUCAUCUUAAGUGGUGCUGUGACUUCUCUGAUCAACCCCGACCCCAGCGGCCGGCUGUCUAGGGCAUGAACAGGAAAGGGGGCUUCUACCGGCCGAAGGGGAAUUCCUAACCUAUAACAAAAUUCACGAUCAACAAAGUUCCCAGCUGCGCCUGAAUCUACUAGCGCCUUAUGCUGGGAAUGAGGUGCCACCUGUGGAAAUCUCACAGGUAUACACAAGUGACCAACAGAGAGCUCUGGGUAAGUGGGACGCCUACUCACCUGAAAUGACUCCCCAGUGCGUGACCUGUUGUCCCCUCUCCCAGGAGACCCUCCCCAGCACCUAGCCGCAGUGUGUCCUCCACGGCCACAGUUGGUGCAGGGGACGGCCCCCCUCGGGUUCUCUCUCCUCCUCUCCCUAGUGCCAGCACCCCCGAGCUCCAUGGGAACCGGCUCGGAGGUGCUGGAGGGUGGAAUGGACGACCCCCACUCGGGACGUCCGCGGGUAGCCAGCAGGUGUCGAGACGGAUGGAAAUGUCCACCAACUGGUCGAAGGAUAGGUUGGUGUCCCUGCAGGCCAGCUCACGACGAACGUCCUCUCGUAGGCUACACCGGUAAUGGUCGAUGAGGGCCCUCUCAUUCCACCCCGCAUCCGCCGCUAGAGUCCGGAACUCCAGGGCGAACUCCUGUGCACUCCUUUUCUCCUGUUGGAGGUGGAACAGACGCUCCCCCGCCGCCUUCCCCUCAGGUGGAUGAUCGAACACAGCCCUGAAGCGGCGGGAGAACUCCGCGUAGGUGAUGGUGGCGGCGUCUAUUCCCCUCCAUUCAGCGUUGGCCCACUCCAACGCCUUGCCGGAUAGACAGGAGAUGAGGGCGGAGACGCUCUCGUAUCCCGAGGGCGCCGGGUGUAAGGUGGCCAGGUAGAGUUCCACCUGCAGGAGGAACCCCUGACACCCGGCUGCAGAACCAUCAUAUGCCCUCGGGAGCGAAAGCCGAAUGCCACUGGGUUCCGGUGCUGGGAGAGGAGGACUGGCCGAUGGUGAUGGUAAGGUGUGCGAAGGCGUGGGCACCUCUCCCGUAACCAAUCGGCGCAGCGUAUUGGACACCUCGUUCAUGGCGGCCCCAAGUUGCCGGAUCAUGGUGUCUUGGUCGCUGAUCCGAUCCUCCAGCGACUUGGGGGCCGCCGCUGCUCCUGCUGACUCCAUAAAGGUGUGUUGUUCUGUCAAUGGCUGAGGUUAAUGUGGUGUGGGAGUCAGGCGCAGGACACCGAAGCUUAGUCCAACAAAGUUUACUAGUGCAAACCAAAGCACAAUACAAUGAACGGCCUCAACAAUAAACAGAGGCAAGCGAUUACGCAAACUGUGCGUAAACCAAUAAAACAAUAAACAGAGAAAAACAUGCAGCACUAACGGACAGGCGAAUAACAACACACAAACUAACCAACACCAAACAGGCAACUUAUAGGACACACAAUUAGACACAAACGGACACAGGUGCAACAGACAGACAAAAGCAAUCAAACAUAGAAACAUUCAACGGUGGCAGCUAGUACUCCGGGGACGACGAACGCCGAAGCCUGCCCGAACAAGGAGGAGGAGCAGCCUCGGCAGAAUCCGUGACAGUGAAGGUCAGUCAAUACGGAACAUUUCAAGAACUUUGAACGUUUCUUCAAGUGCUGUCGCAAAAACCGUCAAGCGCUAUGAUGAAACUGGCUCCGCCACAGGAAUGGAAGACCCAGAAUUACCUCUGCUGCAGAGUAUAAGUUCAUUAGUUACCAAUCUCAGAAAUUGCAACCCAAAUAAAUGCUUCACAGAGUUCAAGUAACAGACACAUCUCAACAUCAACUGUUCAGAGAAGACUGUGUGAAUCAGGCCUUCAUGGUCGAAUUGCUGCAAAGAAACCACUACUAAAGGACACCAAUAAGAAGAAGAGACUUGCUUGGGCCAAGAAACACGAGCAAUGGACAUUAGAACGAUGGAAAUUUGUCCUUUGGUCUGGAGUCCAAUUUGGAGAUGUUUGGUUCCAACGGCUGUGUCUUUGUGAGACGCGGUGUGGGUGAACGGAUGAUCUCUGCAUGUGUAUUUCCCACCGUAAAGCAUGGAGGAGGAGGUGCUAUGGUGUGGGGGUGCUUUGCUGGUGACACUGUCUGUGAUUUGUUUAGAAUUCAAGGCACACUUAACCAGCGUGGCUACCACAGCAUUCUGCAGCGAUACGCCAUCCCAUCUGGUUUGGGCUUAGUGGGACUAGCAUUUGUUUUUCAACAGGACAAUGACCUCCAGGCUUUGUAAGGGCUAUUGACCAAGAAGGAGAGCGAUGGAGUGCUGCAUCAGAUGACCUGGCCUCCACAAUCCCCCGACCUCAACUAAAUUUAGAUAGUUUGGGAUGAGUCGGACCGCAGAGUGAAGGAAAAGCAGCCAUCAAGUGCUCAGCAGAUGUGGGAACUCCUUCAAGACUGUUGGAAAAGCAUUCCUCAUGAAGCUGGUUGAGAGAAUGCCAAGAGUGUGCAAAGCUGUCAUCAAGGCAAAGGGUGGCUAUUUGAAGAAAGUCAAAUAUAAAAUAUAUUUUGAUUUGUGUAACACUUUUUUGGUUACUACAUGAUUCCAUAUUUGUUAUUUCAUAGUUUUGAUGUCUUCACUAUUAUUCUACAAUGUAGAAAAUAGUUUAAAAAAAAGAAAAACCCUUGAAUGAGUAGGUGUUCUAAAACUUUUGACCGGUGGUAUAGACAGGUGUGUGCCUUUCCCAAUCAUGUCCAAUCAAUUGAAUUUACCACAGGGGGACUCCAAUCAAGUUGUAGAAACAUCUCAAGGAUGAUCAAUGGAAACAGGAUGUACCUGAGCUCAAUUUCAAGUCUCAUAGCAAAGGGUCUGAAAACGUAUGUAAAUAAGGUAUUUCUGUUUUAAUUUUUUAUAUAUUUGCUAAAACGUCUAAAAACCUGUUUUCACUUUGUCAUUUACAUUUUAGUCAUUUAGCAGACGCUCUUAUCCAGAGCGACUUACAGUUAGUGAGUGCAUACAUUUGUCAUACUGGCCCCCCAUGGGAAUCGAACCCACAACCCUGGCGUUGCAAGCGCCAUGCUCUACCAACUGAGCUACAGGAGGCCUAUUGGUUAUUGUGUGUAGAUUGAUGAGGAAAAAAAUCAAUUUUAGAAGACGGCUGUAAUGUAACAAAAUUAGGAAAAAGUCAAGGGGUCUGAAUACUUUCCGAAUGCACUGUAUGCUAUAUUUUUCCUAACGUUCAAAUUAUCUUAAAGUCGAGACAUUUAAUUGACGGUUAAUGAAAAGGCAGAGUGAGGAUCACCCUAAAUAAUUAGAGAUUAGUGGAAGUGUGAAGAGGUUGUCUGGAAGAGAGUGGUGCUGUCUUUGUGGGCACGGUGCACUUCAUUAGGGACCAGUCUGUUUUUCCACUUUAGUAAGGCCUCCUAGAUCUCUCAAUGAAUUACACAGGGCCCUGCCUGCCUGGCUGUUAGCAUGACUGGCACUUAUGUCCUCUGAGACGUCACAAGUCUUAAUUAACUUGAACUCUGCUUUGGAUAGACAACAAGAUAAGGCAUUGGAGUCUGCUGUUGUGUUCUCUUUUCAUUUUCUCUUUACAAUAUGGAAGUACUUUUUUAUUCCAAGUAUUUUUGGUGCGUCAUGCAGACAUUCUGUUUCUCAUCUGGCUUCUGUCACCGUUCUUCAUUGUUUCAUUCUACAUGACCUAAUUUAUCCUUCUUUUUUAAAAUUCCUUUGCCAUCUGUUUUUCGUGCCUUACUGAUCCUCUUCUGGUAAUUUCACCCCGACCCCUUCUUCCUUUAUUGUUCCGUUGAUGAUCCGUCCAUCCUAUCAAUGGAAACCGCCUUUCCCCCUUCUCUUUCAAUACAUAUUGUUGUUUUGCCAAUCGCCACCUCUUGUAUCCUUUUCUUCACCUUGCACAUUGUCUUUUUCCUCCGUCUCUCCUCUUUUCCCUCCCUGGCUGUCCUGGGUGGUGCCCCCUGUGUUUACCCUGUGUGUGGCGCUGUGAUGCAGAUAGCGUGUCAGAGUGCUGUGAGUCAGGAGCAGGUGGAGAGUAUCCUGACUGAGAACGAUGCUCUCAGGACUAACCUAGUCGCUCUAGAACAGGUAGAGUAUCCUGACCCCCGCCCUGCCAGGACCCCGGGCCCGGCUCAAACCCCACGGAACCUCGUCAAUAUUAAUUCUACCAUUGUCACCACUCACUAGCCAUUACCCAUGAUGCAUCACCAUUAUGACAAGUCAAGCUGAUGUGAAUAAAGUCAGGGAGGUAAAGACAUUUUUCAUAUACUAACGGAUGGUAAUUAUAUCAAUAGUUCAGACACAUUAGUUGCUGCUACUUACAAUAAUACUAACGGUUUGUUGUUUUCCCUACAAAGCUUAAUCCACAGUCGUCCAACUUCUGCUCAUCUGCUUUUCAUGUCUCACUUUCUCCACUUCUACCCUACUGAUCCAUAUGAUCCAUGUUUCAUUAAACCAAGUCUAGAAAUACCUGUGUAAAAUGGCUGAGCUGAGUGUGCACUGACCAGUGGGUGGGCGUUGUCUUUAGAUUCAGACAGUGAAGACUCAGGAGAUGAACCUUUUGCGUGACCAAAACACGGCUCUGAACGUGGAGCUGCAGCAGAGACGGACAGAGCAGGAGAGCUUCCUGGCACAGAGAGAUGACCUUAACUCUCAGCUGCAGGUUUGUGUGGCCAUCAGAUUGUCCUAGUGCGUGCAUACUCGCAAGAACAACUGAAAUAAACCUUACUUUUAUAGUGGUUAUUACUUAUAUUGUAGGUCAAGGAGUAAAAAGCUGGAGUUGCAAAUUAAUUUUUAUACUCUCUUUCGCUGUCUUUUUCUCUGUAGGAGGUGAACCGUGCCAACAGCAGACUGUUGGAACAGCUGACUGAAAUGGACCAAUGGAAAGACAGACUACAGCAAGAGCUGGAGGAGGCUAAAAAGGUGGGCUAUCUGUGACACAGAGAGACACUUGCAGGAGGCGUACACACAUGGCACUGUAGUAAUUGGCAUUACUGUAUGCCAGGGAAAGUGGGAGUGCUGAGUUGACCUCCCUCAAGCUCCACUCCUUCUGCCCACAGGGUCACAGACCAUAAAUAGACAUCACAGCUUCAAUUAGCUUAUGUGCCAGUCUUGGAUUUAUCACAGUUAUAUUUGAGUUAGAUUUAUAUGAAUUCAGGAUUAUGAUUCAAAGAUUUGUCUCAUGGUUUGUUUAAAAAUGAGUAAAUCAGUGCUGGAUGAGUGUGAAUGUUAUUGUUCAUUUAUCAGCACAAUAAAUGUCAGAGAUAUGUAGUAACGUCCAGAGAUAUCCUCCCUGUCUCCGUCCACCUGCAGACAGCUGACAAGCGGAAGGCCAUGCUGGAUGAACUGGCCAUCCAGAUAAUCACAGAGAAGUCCCGGCAUAAGGAGGAGCUGAGCGACUUGCGUCUGCAGCAUGAGAAGGAGGUGCUGGGGGUGCGGGCGCGCUAUGAGAAGGAGCUGAGGAGUCUCCACGAGGACAAGAACCGCACAGAGGAGGAUAUCCGCUCACAGCUCCGAGACGAGAAGGUGAAGAUGGUGGGACACAUUUAGAUUCAGUGCCACAGAGCCAAUGAGAAGGGAGAGAACAUGAGAAGCUACAUUGCUUGUGAAUUAAUGUGACCUUUUGAUCUCUAGGCUCGCAAUAAGGAGCUGGAGGGUCUGCAGCAGAGUGUGGAAGAGCUGCAGGCCCAGGUCCAGUCCAUGGAGAACACUAAGGGCUGGUUCGAACGCAGACUCAAAGAGGCUGAGGUACACUAGCAACUAGCAACUUCACUUUCACUAGAAUAUUACAGUACUUACUGAAGUGGGUUAGUUAUGCUGUGUUGUACCACUAUACACUUUAAAGCUUUUACAUGAACAUACAGAAAUGGUGUUGAAGAGGAGGUUAAUGAGUGAUCAAUACUGGCAGUUAGAGGCGCCCUUCACUGCCUAGAGUAAUAUUGACCACAUGGUGUCACGGUAACACUGACCACAUGGUGUCACGGUAACACUGACCACAUGGUGUCACGGUAACACUGACCACAUGGUGUCACGGUAACACUGACCACAUGGUGUCACGGUAACACUGACCACAUGGUGUCACGGUAACACUGACCACAUGGUGUCACUAGUGCUUCUUACUUAUUUCUGCUCAGAUUUGUUUUGUUUUCUAGCAUUUACUGCGAUUUAAUGGCUUUAAAUAUUUACAGUAGUUUAGCCUGUUAAAGAAUUCUAAAAAUAGAUGUGUGCUGAUGAUUAGUUGAUUGCUUGUUCCAAUGUCGUGUCCCUCCCUGUGUUCAGGAGAGCACAGAGAGGAGCAGUCUGGAGCACCAGGAGCGCAUGGAGAAGCUGCAGAAAGAACAUACUCUCCAACUGGAGGUUGUUUCACUUGUUUUCCUCAUCUCAGACAGACACGGCAGAGUGGUGUACACAGCAACACACUCAGACAGACACUUUCCUCUGGGCCCAGGGGAAUACCUACUGGGAGUGUAUGUAGGCUUUGUUCACUGCAGUUGGCCUUAGUGUUGCACGGUAUACUGAAACUUUGUUACUGUAUGUGAAAAACAAAAACUGUUCGGUACUAGUGUUGUUGUUCCGUUCAGUACUUCUGUCAAAUGUCUCACGUGAUUGAGAGUAUCAAGUCUGUCUACCAGCACAGCCCCUUUAUAACGCCAAGAGCAAAGUGCCUGCUCCACUUACUCAUUCCAGGGCCGCCGGGAAAACCUGUGGUGAGGCGGCAUUUGCCACAGCACUUUUCAAUAUAUUAACGCAAAGUUCCGUUUUUAAAAAGAGGGGCAAAGUGCCGUUUUUUUUAAAACUGAUUUGCCUCCAUGAUUUUUGAACUUGCGCACAAUUUCUCUGUCCUUCACAUCGGAGUUCUGCUGCAGGCUCUUGACCAAUAAGAUUCACAGAACAAUGCACUAAGCUCAAGGCAUUCUCUCCACUUUCCUCCGGUAUUUAUUUAGCAAUCGUGAUAACACAUUACUCCCGACAGACACAAGCGAAAACUCUUCCAUAAAUGUAGCAGCCUAAACACCUAAACACUAGCGAUCUGAUGUGCUGUAUUGCAUGUAAACUAACAACAACAGCAGCUGCAUAGUCUAGCUAUCCUCCUGUCCCUCUGGCCAGGGUAUUUAUAGCCCAUUUGUUUGUGAAAAUGUGAAUGGGAUCAAAUUUGUUUUAUAUUUAAACGGACUAGGCUACUUAGACUUUUUAAAUAAAAAAUUAUUAACUGGAAUUAAUCAAUAAACACAAUAUCUGACAUAGACUGUGAGUUAAUUUUUAAUUAGGCCUACAGUUGCAUAGGGCAGGACUAUGCCAUGCAGACCUGCAUAAAGCAAGCUCAGCCAUGUGAGUUUUAUUGUCCAAUCAUGUUGCUUUCUCUGUGUAUAAGAACCCCCCCUAGUCCUUCUUUAAAAUAUAAUUCAUAUGAACCAGUAAGGUUGCUGCAGUUUGACAGGGCUUUCAUCCUCCCCAAGACCAGGACUUUUUUCAGGAGUAAAAAAAUAACAUGUGACCUGAUUUAAAAAAAAAAUAAAAAAAUAAAAAAUAAACUCUGGUCCCAUAAUAACCCAUAAUAAACAUUUUUACAACAGAUUAUUCCCGUCAUACCAUAUAAGGUCCCGAGUUUUAACUGGUAAAAUGUUCAAACUGUUCAUUACUGUACAAUGUCCAUACAGGAUAGAACACUUUUACAAUGCAAGACAAUACCGGUAGAUUCCAGCUUUAAUUGUAGGCUAACUUUCCUUGCAGAAUUCACUACCCUAGUACAUUGUUUGUGAAAAUAUGCAAACCAUAACGCCCUAGUACAUUGUUUGUGAUAAUAUGCAAACCAUAAUGCAAAAUAUGCUGAUUUCAAAGCUGAUUGUCAACCAAAACGUUAUUAAUUCAUUUAGUCUCUGCCGCCACCAAAAACUGUUUUCACUAGAUUCCAUAGCAAUAAAGACAGAUUCCACAGCCAUGUUCUGCCUCGCGAAUGAUGUCAUUACUAUAACACUUUUAUAAAAGAAGAGAUUGCUUCUUCUAUGCAGAUGUUGUUGAUCGUACAAUAGAAUAUGUUCUCCUAGCAGUUGCCAAUAAAAUACAUCCUAAAUGGGAGGGAUUGUUUGCCAUCUGUAGUCCCAUGAAAUCAGCUUGAACAAGCUCAAUAACUCAAUGCAUGCACACACUCCUAUUGAAUAAUAUGCAUUCACCUGUAUUUUGAAUAGACCUAGGCUACAUCUUGAUUUACCCAGUUUAUUAAUAGAGAUUUACAGUAACAUUCAAAUAAAUUAUUACUAUUAUGUUGUUUUGUAGUUAGAUUGGUAAAAACAAAGUCAAAUUGAUUGUAUAAUUUAUUAAUGAAUGGCCCCAAAAACAAAUAGACAUAACAUUUUUCAAAUGUCAUGAUAUGGAGCUCUAAAGCUGCCCAACGAUUGAACAUAGUUUAUCUGUCUGGAUCAAGUGCCAUUCUGUGACUUUGGCUAAUACGCCUUAUUUUCUUUGUUGUGGUAUGGAGUAUCGCGAUGGUAUGGAGUAUCGCGAUGGUAUGGAGUAUCGCGAUGGUAUGGAGUAUCGCGAUGGUAUGGAGUAUCGCGAUGGUUUGGAGUAUCGUGAGACUAAACCUGGUAUUGAAGUGAAAAUUCUGGUAUCGUGACAACACUAGUUGGCCCAGGGGAAUACUAUACUGACUGGGAGUGUAUGUAGGCUUUGUUCACUGCAGUUGACCCUGGGGAAUACUGACUGGGAGUGUAUGUAGGCUUUGUUCACUGCAGUUGACCCUGGGGAAUACUGACUGGGAGUGGAUGUAGGCUUUGUUCACUGCAGUUGGCCCUGGUAGAUGAAGCCAUGACUCAAAUUGCUAGUCUCGUCUGCUGACCUGAUGUUCAUUGAACUGUACUUAUUUAGCAAUUCAAAGUGUUUCUUAUGUGUGUUUCUCUUCUAUGUGUAACUCUCUAAUUGGGCUGGUAGGUUUGGUGAUGUGCUUGUGUUUGAAAUUGAACCCCCACUGUUUCAAUUAAAAUCUUGUUAGUAUCAUGAAAUUAAUUCAGAAUGGUCCAAUUUAUGUUAAUCUCGUAAUCACUGUAAAUAUACCAUUAGCAUGGUGUGAAUAGUAACCUUAUUAUGUUGAAACGUAUGUUUUCCCUCUAACCUUUUAAACCCCAUCAGAUUCUAAGAUUGGAUAUGGGAAAAUAACAGAAAAACUGAAUAUGUAUUCUUUGUUUUUCUCAUUCAGGGAAAGGCAUGUGAUCUAGGUGGUGUGAAGCUGCAGUUGACGGAGCUAGAGAAGGAGAGGGAUGUGCAAAAUGAAACCAUUGGAAAACUGAAGCAGGUAAACUAACCCCCCUUUAAACUCCCCUUUUUCUAUCACAUUUUCAGAGGAAAGUACAGUUUGAAAUGUUCCAUACAUGUACACAUAUUUUCCAGUAUAAGCUGCAUAAAAAGCCUGUGUGCUCAUGUAAUGGUUCCCAUUAGAGCCUCCAUGAUGUACUCUCCCUGUCUUUGUGGUGUUCAGGAGAUUAAAGACACGGUGGAUGGCCAGAGGAUCCUGGAGAAGAAAGGUAGUUCAGCAGUAAGUGGAACACCCUCUCUCUCUUCUCUUCUCGCUCCCUCUCUUUUCACUCCCUCUCUCUCUCCCUCCCUCUCUUCUCACUCCCUCUCUCUCUCUCUCUCGCGCUCUCUCGCUCCCCCCCCCCCCCCUCUCUCUUCUCUGACCACUAACAUCUGAGCAGGGAAACUGAUGAGUCAGGCCCCUUCCAUUUAGUACAGAGUGGUAAUUAAAUUAUAAUUUACAGGUGGCAGGUAGGCAGGCAACUCACUCAGCCGCACCCACUCUUCUCCAGAGAAGUAGAAUCGGGGCAGCCUUUUCUAUAUCCCAGUUUGACCCCUUUGCAAGCAGUUACCGGAUGCCUGCCUUGAUGAUAAGAAUCUGCAGAUAAUUGCAAGCAUAUGGGCUAGCCUAAGGCAUAGGGGUCGUAAGGGUUUUGUAGCUCCCUAUUCCAGCCACAAUCGAAAUAAUUUUCAGGGUAGGAUGGUUCAUCUUAUUUGAUUGUUUUCUUUGUCUUAAUCAGAUGCCUGUCUAAGAUUAUCUUUGCCUCUCCCUGAGUCGCAUGCUGUUAUCUAUUGCAGUGUUUUUCAAAUGAAGUAGUGUACUCUCCUCUCAUGGGCUUUGUUGCAUUGUUUGUAGCUGAAAGACUUGAAGAGGCAGCUACAGCUGGAGAGGAGGAGAGCAGAUAA